AUGGCCAGUCAAGCGGGUCGGGAAGUCCCGCAAAUUCCGCUGGCUAUCAACCAGACCGACGCGGUAGAUCGGGGUUCUACCGUGCGCAGAGCCAGCACACUGUAUCACAAUGAGUUUGAUGACUCGUUUUUGUCCAGAGUACGGUCCUUUUUCAAUCGGGAACCCCAUAUUGGCCAUGUCGGGCGCCAUCCUCUUCGGAGCUCGACCGAAGCUGAGAUCCAUACUUGGGAUGGCCCCGAUGACCCGGACAACCCAUCUAUUCUGACGGGGCUACCAGCCGGGUCCUACGGGGCGGGAAAUGCCUAUAUGGAACAGCGCUUCCAUGUCCAAAACACACCCUUCCCCAACCUGGCGUGGGCUACAACGUCCUGGAAUAUGGGAGCUGCGUUUUGGCCACUGAUAUUUGUGCCAUUGACCGAAUCCUCGGGUCGCAUGCCGGGUUACUUCGUGGCCUAUUUUAUUCUUGUCAUCUCUCUCUUCCCGUCCGCAUUCGCGCAGAACUUUGCUACCCUUGUGGUAACUCGAUUUUUUGGCGGCGGAGCCUCGUCGGUCUCGAUCAAUAUUGUUGGGGGAAGUAUCAGUGAUGUCUGGUUUGGUGACAAAGCUCGCAGCCUGCCCAUGUCAUUGUUUGGUUUCACCAGCGUGGUAGGGAUCGCUUUGGGUCCAUUUAUUGGAGCUGCCAUUCAGGAAAUCCACAAAAGCAGCCCAUGGAGAUGGAUCUUUUACAUACAAAUCAUUUACAAUGCGGCCUUGAUCCCAGUGUUCUGGUUGAUCCUUCGGGAGACCCGUCCCGAUGUGAUUCUGAAGAAACGAGCCAAAAAGCUUCGACGCGAGACUGGUCGUCCCAUCUACGCCGAGGCCGAAUUGGAUACGACCAGCGUGUGGAAACUUCUCCAAAUCUCAUUCGAGCGGCCCACGCGCAUGCUUUUGACCGAGCCCGUUGUCACAUUUUUCACCCUCUGGGUCAGCUUCGCUUGGGGAAUCCUCUUUUUGUUUUUCUCCAGCGUAGGGCAAACGUUUAGCAACAACUACGACUGGGGUACAUUCCAGACUGGCCUUGUCCAGCUAGCCAUUUCGGUGGGAGCUGUGAUUGGCACUGUUUUCAACCCUAUCCAGGACUGGAUUUACCUGCGCUCGGCAAGCAGAAACAAAGAGCAACCUGGGAAGCCCAUUCCGGAAGCCCGUCUGUAUACCUCAAUUCCCGGCAGUCUUCUCUUUGCGGGUGGACUGUUUUGGUACGGCUGGGGGAGUGUUGGUAAUGGAUCAGUUCACUGGAUCGUCCCCACGUUGGGAAUCGGAUGCACCGGUGUGGGUAUCUACUCUAUCUACAUGGCCGUGGUCAAUUACCUGACCGACGCCUACGAGAAAUACGCGGCUUCAGCGUUGUCAGCUGCAUCUCUUGGCCGGAACACUUUUGGUGCUUUUCUCCCGCUCGCUUCUUUUGAACUUUUUGACCGGCUGGGGUACGGCUGGGCCGGGUCAUUGCUUGGAUUUGUGGGCAUCGCACUCUCCGUUGUACCCGUCGUUCUUGUGCUUGCAGGACCCGAGAUCAGGCGGCGUAGCCCAUUUAUGCGCGAGUCCACGUGGGUGUCAAAAGAAGAGCUCGAGGACAAGAAUUCCGAGAGAACUGCGAUUUGA
Messenger RNA from Penicillium alfredii, 1638 nucleotides. RefSeq lists its product as uncharacterized. The record is from RefSeq and is a predicted model, not a curated record. Bases 1 to 1638 code for a protein of 545 amino acids. Gene Ontology annotation, biological process: transmembrane transport. Gene Ontology annotation, molecular function: transmembrane transporter activity. NCBI's taxonomy places the organism in Eukaryota, Fungi, Ascomycota, Eurotiomycetes, Eurotiales, Aspergillaceae. The transcript has 4 exons.